UCAAAAUGGCGAUUGUUAUGUCGUCGAGGAGCAAGCUAGUCGUUGGUGGCAUCAUAGUGACGUUCCUGGUCGCAGCGGUGCUCGUCGUCGGCUCGACUGCCGGCUGGUUCCACAAACACCAGCCGAUGCCAGCUCCACACCCUCUCCAGCACAGCCACGCCAAGGUGAUUUUCAAACAUUUUCAAAUCGGAAAAUCGAGUCACAAAAUUUGUUUUUGCCCCUCUGACGAGGAUCCUGAAAUGACCACCUUGAAGAAGCGAGACUAUCACGGAUUUGGAACUCGGCCAGGAUUAAUCCCCGAACCGUUAAAUUAUACAGGCAGUUUUCUGUAAUAGGAAAGGCAUGCCAAAACGGCCAAUAUAUCAUUGAGAAAUUUCUAUAAAUUAUGAACUUUAUUCUUAAGAAUAAAG
Cimex lectularius (bed bug) is the source of this 410-nucleotide messenger RNA. RefSeq lists its product as uncharacterized. The coding region runs from base 6 to 332 and encodes 108 amino acids. The transcript has a single exon. NCBI's taxonomy places the organism in Eukaryota, Metazoa, Arthropoda, Insecta, Hemiptera, Cimicidae. The record is from RefSeq and is a predicted model, not a curated record.